AUGCCCUACUUCUCCCGAAACCCCUCCUUCAACCUCUUCUACCUAGACGAAGGCCCUCGUACGGCAUCCCACACAGUCCUCCUCAUCACAGGCCUCUCGUGCGAAAUGCACGACUGGUCCUGGCAGGUCCCCUUCCUCCUUUCCCACAACCUCCGCGUAAUCUCCAUCGACAGCCGCGGUCAGGGCAAAUCCUCCGCCCCGGCGCCGGACCCCAAAAUCCGCACCUGGCCCGGCGUCGAGAAAUCCGCCGACGGGGAGGUGAUAGACUACUACCCGCAAUCCACAGCCGAAGACAUGCUCGCCAUUCUAUCACACCUAGGCAUCACCAAGAACCUCAUCGUCAUCUCGCAUUCCCUAGGUGAAGCGGCAGGGUACUACAUUGUCACCACUCGUCCGGACCUCGUGAAAGCAUCCAUCGGCGUAGACCCAAUCCACGCCUUCCCCAAUGCCAUCCGCGAACGCGACACCUACCUCUUUAACGACCCCGAAGCCCAGGACAAGAUCAUCCCGACUCUCAUCGAAUUCUUCGGCACAUACUGCUACUCCCCGGAAUGUCCAGCCUGGCAAAAGACGUGGCACCUCCGCCGCAUGGCACAGUUCGACAAGGCCGUCAUGUACGCCCUGUGUUGGGGUGGCUGGGGAGACGCGCAGAGCCUGGGCAGGCAAGAGAAUGCAGUCAAGGCCUUUGCGGGAAAGCUCAAGUUCCCGCGCCUAACGCUAGGUUCGAACGAAUGGUAUGUUGGUACUGACCGUGAUCAUCUGCCGAAGGGCGAUGAGGCGCUAGAUAAGAUUGUGGUGAUCGAGGGCAAGGGCCACUGGUUUCACCAGCUCGAGAGCGAGGAGUUUAAUGGGCAUUUAGAGAGGUGGUUUCAAAAGAUCGGCGUGCUCCCGGCGGUAGAAGCUGGCACGGCGUCAUGA
Molecule: messenger RNA, 918 nt
Organism: Colletotrichum tamarilloi
Lineage: Eukaryota; Fungi; Ascomycota; Sordariomycetes; Glomerellales; Glomerellaceae
Product: alpha/beta hydrolase fold
Exons: 1
Coding region: 1-918 (305 amino acids)
Molecular function (GO): hydrolase activity
Source: RefSeq, a predicted model, not a curated record